AUCUGCUUACUUGUGCGAUGGACGUAGCUGUAAGCCCGACGGAUCGUGGAGCGUGUAGUUGUCGCUAGUCACCUUCGUUACCCCAAACGGUCAUAAGAAGCGCAGCGUGAGCUUGUUUAUGCUGAGUUUAACAUCUACAGAAAUUUACAAUACCAGCAGUCGCCAAGAGCAUUUAGCAUUUGGACUGUACAUAUGGCCGUGCGCUUGCAGCCAUUCUUGUCGCUGUAUUUCUUUUCGCUGCGUCCUACAUCGCGUCUUGAGCAUAAUAGGAACUGCUUGCCACUGUAAAAUAAAGUCGGAGAAGACUGCAUAGUCGAUUAAUUGACGUACUUGAUUUGUUAUCAAGCUCGCAAAAUUCCAUUCAGAUCGUAGCUACUGCAAGGUUACGGUACGAACUAGUCAAUCUUCAACUGGUAAUGCGACACCCACUGCAUACCCAGAAUGCACCAAAACACAUAGUAUAUCUUAAUCACGAAAACAUUGUCACUGCUUCAAAAUCCUUCAAACUUAAACGGCAAUAUCAGCUCAAGCCGCGUGACGCUGCGACAUCUCUAUCGUCUAUUUGAAAGCAAUCGUUCCUGGACUGUUGCUAGCAACAAAAUCCGGUGAAACUAUGGUCAAACAUGCCGCGCAUAGAAAGGUUUUGGCUGCUUAUGAAAUCAGAAGCGCGCGAAAUGGUUACCGGGCUACGGUAACGUAAAGCAUGACGAUGACUUAUGUCGAGUUUCCCGGCCUGAUGGUAGCAUUGAAGUGUGCAUGGAGUACGGGACGGCUCACAGGAUAAAUUGCCACCGUGGAAUCCGGACCUUCAUUCUAGGACGACCCGCAUCUACUGACUCUCACCGAUUUUGGUUGGUUAGCGCUCGUAACAGCGGAGUGCUGUAUGAUGACCGGGUUAUAGAAUAUAGAGAACGACCGACCUCAAGCCCAGUGUGAUUAAAGACUUUGGCGGAUGUUCGACGCAUUGGCAGCGUCGAUCUUUAUAUGCUGUGUGCAUCUCCAGCAAAUACUGGGUGGGUAUAUGAUGCCGUCACAACAUAGUCAACGCGUAUCGCAACGGCGAGCGUCUCGUGAAGCGUGGAUAGCGAUGCCCUCAUAAGGCAGUAUCCCCUCUGACUUCGCCCAUGUCAGCCAUGACAGCACGGACCAGGAGGCAUGUCUACAGAUUUGUGUCGUAUACAUAAGACACGAAGUGCCGCGUCUCUUGGACAUUGUCGCGCAUACUUAAUACGUAGCCAAAGGGCCAAGAAGGCCUCGCAAUAACGGAAACUAUCCCGAGGCGGCUUGAACGCUAGUCGCAAAUGAGUGAGAAAAAUGUUGCUUUCGACGACCAACUUGUCGAGGGUUCUUUCCUUUGCCUUCCCUAACAGCGACCCGAGGAGAAAAUAAACCUUUGCAGACGGUGUCUAGGACGACCUUAAGGUAAUUGUGAUGCUAAACUAUCUGACCUUGAGCUCAGGUGAUGUCAAUCUUUGCGGAAACCAAUAUUGCGGGCAUCACCAUUUUGUCGACGUCAUCUCUAAAGUUACGUUAAUGGGUCGACGCUCGGCACAUUGCAACGGAGAGCUCGCACUAAAAUAUUUUGUGUCGCUAAACGUUUCUGGACAGGCAUUGUUGGGCUCAGCAGCAACAUUGUUGCCAGAUGAUGAAAGUAAGCUCGAGGAAAGCAGCAUGAGCAAGGUCUUUGUCUACAUCAAACAUGGUCUUUGAAUGGACUACGAAGACUAACCAGAUGUAUCUAGCGAGAUAUAUCAAAGACGUUACUAUAAGUUUUAUCCGUUAGCUAUCCCAAAGAGGAAUACACAAGAAUAGACCGAGUAGCUG
Messenger RNA from Plasmopara halstedii, 1824 nucleotides. RefSeq lists its product as uncharacterized. Bases 1432 to 1710 code for a protein of 92 amino acids. NCBI's taxonomy places the organism in Eukaryota, Oomycota, Peronosporomycetes, Peronosporales, Peronosporaceae. The transcript has a single exon. The record is from RefSeq and is a predicted model, not a curated record.